Molecule: messenger RNA, 1049 nt
Organism: Prorocentrum cordatum
Lineage: Eukaryota; Dinophyceae; Prorocentrales; Prorocentraceae
Source: the annotation of a GenBank genome assembly
AUGGGGAAGGGCGGUUUCGGCAAGCGCGGCCCUGGUUGUCAGUUUGACAAGGGCGGCGGCAAGGGCGGCAAGAGCAUCCCCUCGGCGGCCGCCCUCGAGCACGAGAUCGCGCUGUUCGACAGCGGGGGCACGAAGAACGAGAUGCGCUGGUCGCGCUGCAAGCAUUGUGGCUCUCAGUGGACCCCGUUCCAGCCAUGCACGCCCACUUCCUUCGGCACGCCUGGGGGAGUCUGGUCGGCUGGCUUCCGCAGCAACCUGCCGUUCUCCCCCUUUGCUGCUGCUCGUGGGCCACCAGGCUCCUUCGCGCCUGGCGACCAUGGUGGCGGCAAGGGUGGCAAGUCGCCAGGAGGUCCACCCAAGCCAGAGGCACCUCUUUCUCGUGAAGAGCACGCGUCUUUGGCGGAGCUGCUGGCCAAGGCUGGUGACGCUAUGGGAGCGGCUAAACAUCGUGAGCUGGCCAAGCCUCCACCUGUGGCCAAGGAGCCCACCCUGCAGCACCAGGUUUCCAUGGCCCACAGCAAGCUGCGAGGCCUCGAGAGGAAGUUGCAGGGCGCGGUUCAGAGGUUCGAGGAGUGGUCGGUGCAGAUGGUGGAGCAGCGUGCUUUGGUCACCAAGUUCACUGAGGAGUGUGAGCAGGCCGACAGUGAGCAUCGUCGACUGGUGGCUGCACUUCAUGCUCAGACGUCGGCGGCCGACUUGCAGAAGGUGCCAGAGGACAAGGUCGUGCCUUGUUCGCUGUCAUCAAUCAUGGACGGGACCUUCACGGACAAGCUGGUCAUUGACCCCUCGGAGCUGCUUGGAGGCGUCGAGGAUUUCGAGCUCUCGGAGGCCGACAAGGAGGAGCUCGAGAAGAGGGGCAACCAGCUGCGAGAAGGCAUCCAAAAGCUGGCACAGCGGCUGUUCGCGCAGGCCUCCGAGACUGCCAAGAAGAUCCAGGCGGAGAUGCUGAGUCUGCCGCAGACGUCGCAGCCACUGGUCCAGAGGCAGCAGCAGAGCAGCUUCCAGAGGUUGAUGCUGAAGCUACCGCGUCUGCAGCUCUACGUCAGCGG